This is a messenger RNA of Raphanus sativus (radish), 1246 nucleotides long. RefSeq names its product protein TIC 22-like, chloroplastic. Lineage: Eukaryota; Viridiplantae; Streptophyta; Magnoliopsida; Brassicales; Brassicaceae. Gene Ontology annotation, biological process: protein transport. The record is from RefSeq and is a predicted model, not a curated record. The coding region runs from base 86 to 1027 and encodes 313 amino acids. Gene Ontology annotation, cellular component: chloroplast. The transcript has 7 exons.
CAAGGAUCAAUCUUUCUUAGCAAAACCCUCACACUAACUCUGUGUUCUCUUCUCACUCGCAAAGCAUUUUCCCCCAGAAAGAAAGAUGGAUUCAAAAGUUUCCUCAUCAUCCCAACACCAAAAGCACCCGACUUUGCAACAAUCCUUCUCCAACAUACAAACCCAAUUCUCCGUUUUACUCAACAACCUUUCGAAAACCCUAAACCCUCUCUUCAACCCCAACUCUUCUCCCAACAACAUCUUCUCUGCUCUCGACUCCUUGCGAGCCAAGGCCAAGCAAGCUCUCGAUUCCGUUUCCAACAACAACACACCACAACCCGUCUGGGCGAGAAUCUCCGACGACGGCGGGAAGAAGACCCAUGUCGCGGCGGCGGUGGCGGCUCCGGUCCGACGAAGCAGUGGUCCGGGGCUGUCCGAUGACGAUAUGGAGGAGAGGUUGGCGGGUGUUCCCGUUUACGCGCUGAGCAAUUCGAAUGAGGAGUUUGUGUUGGUGUCGGGGACAUCCACGGGGAAGUCUCUGGGUUUGUUGUUCUGUAAGGAGGAAGAUGCGGAGGCGUUGCUUAACCAGAUGAAGAUUAUGGACCCUCGGAUGAAGAAAGAAGGUUCCAAAGUUGUUGCUCUUGCUCUUAGUAAGGUGUUCCAGUUAAAAGUUAAUGGUGUGGCGUUUAGGUUGAUUCCUGAGUCUACUCAAGUUAAAAAUGCUCUUAAGGAAAGGAAAACAGCUGGUUUCGCUGAUGACGACUUCAAUGGUGUUCCAGUUUUCCAGUCAAAGAGCUUGAUUCUGCGAAGUGAUAACAAGAGUUAUCGCCCUGUUUUCUUCAGAAAGGAGGACUUGGAAAAAUCUCUGAAACGAGCUUCCCGCCAACAGAACCGGCUCAACCCUGCUCUGAAACCGGGAGAUAUUCAGGUUGCAGUUUUUGAAGAAAUUGUCAAAGGGAUGAAGGAAAGCGCAACAUCAAACUGGGACGACAUUGUGUUUAUACCCCCUGGUUUCGAGGUUUCAACAGAAGAAGAAACCAAGGAGUAGAUAUCCUUGUAGCAUCGUAAAACCCUAAACCAGCUUUGCCUCUCCAUUUUGUUAUUUUCGAUCACAUAUGCUUUAUGAUUUCAUGUAUGUCAACAGUUUAGUAAUAAAGCCUUAUAGACUUCUGAUGUAUAUUUUUCUUUUGCUUUCUUCGACAUGUUGCUGUUAUGUUCGUCAGUAUUGACAUAGAAAACGUAUUAUCACUGAAACACUAUAUUAUAG